AGAACCUGACCCCAGAUGAGGGGGUCAGCGACCUGGAGCCGGACGACGAGCAGAUUCUGGAGGGAAGGUGGCUGCCGCCGCCCCCCUUUCCUGUCUUCCUCGACUCUCCACCCCUCUCCGGGCGACACGGCGGAGGCGGGGGUUGGGGGAACUGGCCUUGUGUUUUGGAACAGCUGCAGCAGGCGCUGGGCCCGCCUGGAAUGCGGGAUCAGGCUGCGCACCAGGACUUUUAUGGAAACUUGCUGCUGGAGACGGCGGCGGCGGCGGCGGCGGCGGCGGCGGCAGCCAGAGGGCUCCCGGCGGCUGGAGCGGCGGCCGGAGUGCUCAGACCCCUGCCCACAGCCCGGCGCGGGACGCGCACAGCCCCUCGGCGCGCAGCGAGGACUUACGCGAGUCGCAGGAUCCCGGCAGAUUCUGCUUUCUUCAACUAAACCUGUCUCAAAAACCUAUGUGCCAAAACUUGGCAAGUGUGAUGUAAAGGAUAAGUUUGAAGCCAUGCAGAAAGCCAGGGAAGAAAGAAAUCAAAGGAGAUCUAGAGACGAAAAGCAAAGAAGAAAAGAACAAUAUAUUAGAGAGAGAGAAUGGAACAGGAGGAAGCAGGAGAUUAAAGAAAUGCUUGCUUCUGAUGAUGAGGAAGACAUGUCUUCUAAAAUAGAAAAGGCUUAUGUUCCAAAACUAACAGGAACUGUUAAAGGUAGAUUUGCUGAAAUGGAGAAACAAAGACAAGAGGAACAGAGGAAGAGAACUGAGGAAGAACGAAAACGCAGAACUGAGCAGGACAUGUUAGAAAAGAGGAAGAUACAACGUGAAUUAGCAAAAAGGGCAGAGAAGAUUGAGGACAUAAACAAUACGGGAACUGAAUCAGCAUCAGAGGAAGGAGAUGAUUCACUACUUGUAACAGUGGUACCUAUCAAAUCACACAAAACAUCUGGAAAAAUACAAAAGAAUUUUGAGGACCUAGAAAAAGAACGAGAAGAAAAAGAAAGGGUCAAGUAUGAGGAAGAUAAAAGAAUAAGAUAUGAAGAACAACGACGAUCUCUCAAAGAAGCAAAGUGUCUUUCAUUGGUCAUGGAUGAUGAACUAGAAAGUGAGGCAAAAAAAGAAUCACUUUCUCCUGGAAAAUUGAAACUAACUUUUGAAGAACUGGAAAGACAAAGACAAGAAAACCAAAGGAAGCAAGCUGAAGAGGAAGCAAGACAACGUUUAGAAGAAGAGAAGCGUGCUUUUGUAGAAGCAAGGCGGCAAAUGGUAAAUGAAGAGGAUGAAAACCAAGACACAGAAAGCAUUUUUAAAGGGUAUCGCCCUGGUAAACUCAAACUCAGUUUUGAAGAAACAGAAAGACAAAGGAGAGAAGAUGAAAAAAGAAAAGCAGAAGAAGAAGCCAGGAGGAGAAUAGAGGAAGAAAAGAAGGCAUUUGCUGAAGCAAGGAGAAACAUGGUAGUAGAUGACGACUUCCCUGAGAUGUAUAAAACAAUCUCUCAAGAAUCUCUCACACCGGGAAAACUGGAAAUUAAUUUUGAAGAAUUAUUAAAACAAAAAAUGGAAGAAGAAAAACGACGAACAGAGGAGGAACGGAAGCAUAAGCUAGAGAUGGAAAAACAGGAGUUUGAACAACUGAGACAAGAAAUGGGAGAGGAAGAGGAAGAAAAUGAAACCUUUGAACUAAGCAGGGAAUAUGAAGAAUUAAUAAAAUUGAAAAGGAGUGGCUCUAUUCAAGCUAAAAAUCUAAAAAGCAAGUUUGAAAAAAUUGGACAACUGUCUGAAAAAGAAAUACAGAGAAAGAUAGAAGAAGAACGAGCAAGAAGAAGAGCGGUUGACCUUGAAAUUAAAGAGCGAGAAGCAGAAAACUUUCAUGAGGAAGAAGAUGUUGAUAUCAAGCCUGCAAAAAAAAGUGAGGCUCCCUUUACUCAUAAAGUGAAUAUGAAAGCUAGAUUUGAACAAAUGGCUAAGGCAAGAGAAGAGGAGGAACAAAGAAGAAUUGAAGAACAAAAGUUACUACGCAUGCAGUUUGAACAAAAAGAAAUUGAUGCAGCACUACAAAAGAAAAGAGAAGAGGAGGAGGAAGAAGAGAGUAGCAUCAUGAAUGGCUCCACUAUUGAAGAUGAAGAACAAACCAGAGCAGGAGCUCCAUGGUUCAAGAAGCCUCUAAAAAAUACAUCGGUUGUAGACAGUGAGCCAGUUAGAUUUACUGUUAAAGUAACAGGGGAACCCAAACCAGAUAUUACAUGGUGGUUUGAAGGAGAAAUAUUGCAGGAUGGAGAAGACUAUCAAUAUAUUGAAAGAGGAGAAACUUACUGCCUGUAUUUACCAGAAACUUUCCCAGAAGAUGAAGGAGAGUAUAUGUGUAAAGCGGUCAACAAUAAAGGCUCUGCAGCUAGUACCUGUAUUCUCACCAUUGAAACAGAUGACUACUAGCUUCCCAUCCCUCUCCCUGGAACUGUCUCUCUCUCUCUCUCUCUUUCCCUCCAACUUUAUUACAUCCAGCUUUUCUGUGGCGGGGCCAAAAAAGGGAAACCAGAAGAGCCAUUAUGUUGACUUCUUAUUCCUUUUCACAAAGUCUUCAAAACACAAGCUCAUCUAAAGAAUACCUUCUUCCUUUCCAAAUGAGCACCAGACUCAUCGCCAUAUUAUGCAGAAGUUAAUGUGUAUUUUAAUGAAAGGGGAAAUUUUACUCAACUAUUCUUCAGAACCUGUAACAGCUGUGUAUUUAAAGUUUACAGAAAUUGUUUUUAAAAAAUCUUAAGUAGACACAUUAUUUUGCAUGAAAGAAUGCCACAUAUGAGCUAUUUAUACCUAAUAUUAGUCUGAAAUAACUGAGACUUAAUGAAUUUGGAACCUGUUGAGUGGGCUUUGUUCCUUAUAGUACAUCAUUUUGGUGGCUGUAGUUUCAGUCUUUAUGAAGCAGACUAUAUGAGGGGAGAGGGUGCCAUUCCUUUUACGGGAAAGGGGAAACAUGGAGGAAAAAACACAAAAUAAAAAACUGAAGACUUUAACAAUUGCCAGAGAAAACUUGAUGGAAACCACUGCCUACACUGAGUUCUGAAUGCUAAGA
This is a messenger RNA of Manis javanica (Malayan pangolin), 3052 nucleotides long. RefSeq names its product nexilin F-actin binding protein (gene NEXN). The record is from RefSeq and is a predicted model, not a curated record. NCBI's taxonomy places the organism in Eukaryota, Metazoa, Chordata, Mammalia, Pholidota, Manidae. Gene Ontology annotation, biological process: mitochondrial fusion.